AUGAAAUUAAUCAUAUUCAACAAUGGAUCAAAACUUUAUUUCAACAUAGAAAGAUAUGAACAUUCAACACACUUUCAAUGCUCAAAUAUUACAUUUUCAAAUUCAACAUUUCUUUUAAAAAGAGAUGAAAACUACCUUGUAUCAGAAUCUAGUUCAUUCGAAUUUUUAGAUUCAUCUUUAGAAAAUAUAUCUUUAAUAUUUAAUAAUAACCUAUAUUGUAAUAAUAAUAAUAAUAAUAAUAAUAAUAAUAAUAAUAAUAAUAAUAAUAAUAAUAAUAAUAAUAAUAAUAAUAAUAGUAUUGGUAAUAGUAGUAGAAUUAGUAGUGGUAGUAGUAGUAGUAGUUAUUUUUUAUCAAUGUUUAAUUGUAAUGCAACAUUGAUUUAUUUCAGGAUGAAUGGAUUUGGAAAUGUUUUAAUUAAUAAUUCAUUAUUAAAUGAUAUAUCAAUUAGAAUAGAAGGUAGUUUUAUAGUUAAUAUUAAUAGUUCAGAUAUUUAUGCAACUUCAUUAGAUCCACUUUUCAUGGUGGCGAAUAUGGAUAUAGAAAGAUCACUUUUAAAUAUAAUAAAUUCAAAUAUUUACUAUUUAAAUGAUUCUGAGUAUCCUUUAGCAAUUAUAGUUAAAAAUAGUUUACUAAAUAUAAGUGGUUGUAAUAUAAAUGGAAACUUUAAAAGAAUUUAUCCUCAAGCAUUAAUAAAUGUUGCUGGUACUCCUUCAUCAUCAUCAUCAAAUGAUAGUAGUAGUGGUAGUAGUAGUAGUAGUAGUUGUAUAGAUAAUGAAGCUUUAUUAAUUUUAGAGAAUUCAAAGAUUUCAAAUUUUAAUUCACCAAAUAAAUUUAUUUUUUCAAUUUGUUCAACUAUUUUUAUAAAUAAUAUUACAUUUUAUUCAAAUUCAUACUCAACAUUUUUAUAUAUUAAUAGUAGUAGUAUUGUUAAUUUAGAUAAUAUUAUAAUGAAAUGUGAUGAUAUGAAUAGAUUUGAAUAUUUAUUUUUAGCACUACCAUCAUCGUCAUCAUCAUCAUCAUCAAAUAUAACAAUUAAUAAUGUUUAUAUGAGUUGUGUUGGUAUGUUUGAAUUUGAAAAUUGUAGAAUUGAAAUUUCAAAUUUUAGUUUAGAAUCAUUUUCAAAACCUUCAACUAUUAGGCUAAGUCAUUCAAGUGAAUUAAUAAUUAGGAAUGGUGUUUUUAUUUCAAGUAUAUUCAAAAUUAAAUCUUUUAUGUUUUAUUUAGAGCAGAAUAGUAGGUUGGUCAUUAUAAAUUGUCAAUUUAUAGAUAGCACUACCAAUAUUAUUUUCUCAAGAAAUUCAGAAACAGUUUUACAAUAUUCAAAUUUUUCAAAUAUAAUACCAUAUGGUGGUGGCAGUGGUGGUGAUACAUUUAAUUCAAAUUCAAUUUUCUACUUUUCAAAAAGUUUAUUACAAAUUGAAAAUUGUAAUUUUAAUCAAACUCAAACUUUAUCAUCCCUAUUUUAUAUGGAAUUUUCAGAGAAUGUAAUUAUAAAAUCAACAAGAUUUGAAAGAGUUGGUGAUACUAUUUUAAAAAGUUACUUUUCAAACAACAAUAUUAUCAUUGAUGAUAUUUAUGUAGUGAAUUGUAGUACUACACAGAGUGAGUUAUUCUUUUUAACGUUUAAUGAAAAUGUUGUAAUUGGAAAUUCAACUUUUAAAAAUAAUCAUGGUAUUGGUUAUACUUUAUUUACUAUUAAUGGUUGUUUACAUUUUGAAAUUAGUAAAACAAUGAUUUCAGAUAACUCUUUCUCAUCAAUUUUUAAAGAAUCAAAUUCAAAUGCCAUUCUACUAAAUUCAAUAAUCUCAAAUGGUAAUACAGUUGAUGAUUUUUAUAAAUCUUCAAAUUGUUCUUCCCUUUCAAUUGAUACUUUUAAUUUUACAAAUAAUUAUGUUAAUUCAAUAUUCACAAUAAAUAAAAUCACAUCCAAAAUUCAACUUUCAAAUAUUAUAAUUACAAAUAAUUAUUUCACUAAAAUAAUUACAAAAUUUAAUCAAUCUAUAGUUGAAAUUAAUAAUUUAACAUUUAUAGACAACAUAUUAAUUGCACCUCAAAAAUAUGAUUUGGAUGGUGGUGGUGGUAGUAGUGGAGGUGGUGGUGGUGGUGGUGGAUUAUUCUUUGAAAAUUGUCAAGUUAUUUCUAAAGGUUUACAAAUUUUAAAUAAUGAAAUUUCAGUUAAUUUAAUUAAUUUAAAUGAUUCUAUAUUAUUAAUUUCAGAUGGUUUAUUUGAAAAUAAUCAAAUUUCAUCAAAUUUUAUUCAUUCUGAUUUUUCAACUGUUGCUUUAUUUAAUACAAAGGUAUUGCAUAAUCAAGGUGGUGAUGGUGGUGGUUCAACUUUAUUUGUUAUUCAUAAUUCAAAUAUUAAUAUAAGUGAUUGUGAAUUCUCUUUUAAUAAUCUUUAUAAAAAUGGUAUGGGUUCAAUUAUUAAUUUUGAUAAAUAUUUAAAUAAAUUUACUUAUUUUCAAAUUGAAAAUACUUUAUUUUCUUUCAAUAUUGCUAAAUUUGGUCAAUUAUACUUUUCAGGUUAUCCAAAUGAUCAAGAUGCAUUUACAAAUAGUAAAAAUACAUUUUCAAAUAAUACAUUAAUUUCAAAUCAUGCAUCUUCACAAGGUGGUGCUAUCUUUACAGAAAAUUUCAUUUUCUCUUUAAAUAUUUCAAAUAUUUUAAAUUCAAAUCAUUUCGAUAAUAAUACUUCAUUAUGUGGUGAUAAUUUCUCUUCAAGUUUAAAAGAAAUUAUUUUCAUAGAAACUAAUGGUACAUUUUUAGUAAAUGGAGUUGGAACUAUUAUCAAUUAUAAUGCAGUGGAUUUUUAUAAUAAUGUAUUCACCACAUUAUCUUCACCAAUUCAAAUUAGUAUUACAAGUUUAUCAAAUAAUGAAACACUGGUAUUCACUGAAAUGAUUAUUGGUGGUAAAGGAAGUUUUUUACAUACUUUUAUAGGACCACUUUAUGAAAGAUUUAAAAUUGAAUUAAAUUCCAUACCAUACUAUUCAAAUGUUUAUUUAACACUUGGUGGAUGUUUACCAUUUCAAUAUAUGAAUAAUUUAACAUGUGAAUAUUGUCCAAUAGGUUCAUCAUAUAGUAAUUCAAUAGGUCAAUGUUUUAAAUGUAAUCCUAAUGCAGUGACAUGUGUUGGUUCAUUUGUAAAUGUAAAUACUGGAUAUUAUAUGAUCGAUAAUGAAAUCUCAAUGGUUGAACGAUGUGCAAACGAUAUGUGUCUCUCAAAUAAUCAAUGUCAAUUUAAAUAUAGUUCAGGAGAUUUAUGUUUCAGUUGUUUAGAUCCAGACUCAUCAACACCAACAUUCAUAGCAGCUAAACAUGGAAUUAAUUGUUGUUCCCAAUUUAAAGUAUGGUUAAUUGUACCAUUAUUAUUAUUAUAUUUAGUUUCAGCAUUAGUUCUCUCAAUAAUCAAAUUAAAUUUAUUCACAACAAUAAUUGGACCAAUAAUAGUAUUCCUUCAAAUUAAUUCAGUAGUUUUCUUUUCUUAUAAUGGUAUUUACAUUUUAGCAUUCUUUAGAGUAUCAUUAGAUAUUUUAGAUGGAAUUUGUAUUUUCAAAGGAUUAAAUCAUGGAGAUAAAACAUUAAUUAUAUUAUUAAUUAUAAUAAUAAUGUUUUUAAUUUCUUCAAGUGAUUGGCUUCCUUUAUGGUUAUUUAGAAAAUUAAAUUCAAAUUUUAAAUUAUACAAUUAUUUAAAAAGAAAUUUAAAAAAGAAUAGAAAUUUAAAGAAAUCAUCAUCAACAACUCAACUUAAUUAUUUUAUUAGAUCAAGAUGGCAAUUAUUUCAAAUCUUUAUUAUUCCAUUAAUAUUCAAUUCAUUUACAUUGAUAAUACCAAAGAAAAUUAAAGAUCAAACAUUAUUAUUAGUAGAUUUUUCAAUUUUAUUUGGAUCAUGGCAGAGUAUAAUUCAAAUUUUCAUUUCAGUUUUAGUAAUAAUAUCAGCAAUGGUAUUUUUAAUAUUAAAAUAUCAAUUUUACAGCAAGGGUAAACUAAAGUUGUGGAGUUUCAUUAUAAUUUUAAGAUCAGUUUUAUUUUCAAUUCUAUCAAUUACAUCAAUUUUUAGCGAUAAUGAAUUUUAUAUGCCAUCGAUUAUUCUAAUUCAAAUAGUCUAUUCAAGUAUUUACUUUUAUGGUGAUUUAAAUGGUAAUGGCACCAUAUCAAACCCAUAUCAAAAUUUAUGUUUACUUAAUCAAAUUUUAAAUUCAAAUAAUAAUAAUAAUAACGAUAAUAACGAUAAUAAAAAUAAUUCAAUAAUAAUAAUAAAUAUUGAUUAUGGUGAUUACAAUUUAAAUUGUUCAUCAUUUUUAAUAAUAAAUAACUUUAAUAAUAUUUCAUUCAUACCUUAUAAUUCAAAUAAUAAUAAUAAUAAUAAUAAUGGAAUUGUAAAUUUAAAUAAUUUAACCACAUUAAAGAUACUUAAUUCAAAUGUUAAAUUCGAUGGGUUAAUUAAAAUCACAAUAACAAUUAUAGAAAAUGAAACGGAAAUUAUAAAUAGUGAUAUAUUAUUGAAUAAUGGGGUAACUCUUUAUUUUAUCAAAAAUUACCAACUAACCAACAGUGAAUUUCAAUGUUCAAGUAUUAAAUUUUCAAAUUCAAAAUUUAUUUCAAAUUGGUCACAAAAUGAUGUAUCUAUUUAUUUUAAUUCAGAUUCCAGCUUAUUUGAAUUUCAAAAUUCUUUAGUAGAAAAUGUAUUUUUAAAAUUUAAUAAUAUAAAAAAUUGUAGUAAUAGUAAUAAUAAUAAUAAUAAUAAUAAUAAGAAUGAAAUUAAUUUUUUAACAUUUAAUAAUAGUAAUAUCAAAGAUUGUUAUUUUGCAACUAGUGGUUUAAAUUCAAUUUUUAAUAAUUCUUUAUUAGAUGGUUUAAAAAUGAAUAUUGGAGCAAGUAGUAUAGUAACAAUUCUCAACUCUAAAUUAUAUGCAAAACCAGAUUCUAUUUUAGGAACUUUUCUAAUUACCAAUGUUGAUCAAAGUACAAAACCAUCAGUUUUAAAUAUAGUUAAUUCAAAUAUUUACCAUUUACAAGAUUCUCGUUAUUCAUUAAUUAUGCUAUUUAUAAAUUCAUUUGUAAAUAUUAGUGGUUGUACAAUUGAAGGUAGGGAAACAAUAGUUCAAACACCAAUUGUAUUAAUUGGAAUACCAAAUAGUAGUGGUGGUGGUGGUAAUAAUAAUAAUCAAGUGAUACUAGUUUUAGAGAAUUCAAAGAUUUCAAAUUUAAUUUCACCAAAAGAUUUUAUCAAUUCAUUUAGUUCUACCGUUAUUAUAAAUAAUGUUCAAUUUUAUUCAAAUUCAUUUUCAACAAUUAUUUCAUCAAGAGGGUCAACUUCUUUUAAUCUUUAUAAUAUCAUUAUUACAUGUGAUCAAAGGAAUAUAUUUACAUCAAUUAUUAAAAUGCCAUCAUCGGAAAAUGAUUUAUAUUCAAAUUUGACAUCUUUUAUAGAUUUUAAUAAUGUUUAUAUGGGUUGUGUUGGUGGAUUUGAAUUUCAAAAUUCAAAAAUCCAAAUUUCAAAUUUUAGAUUAGAAUCAUCUUCAAAACCUUCAAUAUUUAGUUUAAUUUUAAAUAGUGAAUUAACAAUUAUUAAUGCCACUUUUAUUUCAAGUAUAUUUGAUCAAUCUCCUUCAAUUUUUUAUAUUAAUUCAAGUAAAUUAACAGUUUUACAAAGUGAAUUCAAAGAUAGUACCAACUCUAUUCUAUCUUUAUAUGGUGGUUCAACAGCAACCUUUCAAUCAACCAAUUUUUCAAGUAUAAUAACCUAUGAAAGAGUUCCAAUUUUUAAUAGUAGUUCAAGUUCAUUAUUUAUUGAAAAUUGUAGUUUUUUUGAAAUUCAAACUUCAGUUUCAUCAUUAUUCAAUUGUUUUGAUUGUGAUAAUUUAACUAUAAAGAAUUCAAUAUUUGAAAGAGUUGGUGAUAUCAUUUUAGAUUGUUUCAAUACAAAACUAAUAAUUAUUGAUUCUAUAAAUGUUUCAAAUUGUAGUUCACAAACAGGUUUAUUCUAUUUUUCAAAUAAUAGAAAUGGUAGUAGUAUUAUCACAAAUUCUUCAUUUAUAAAUAAUCAUGGUAUCGGUGUUACACUAUUUAAUAUAUUUGAAUCAAAUUUUGAAAUUAGUUCAACAGAUUUAAUAGAUAACACAUUUUUAUCAAUAUUUGAUGAAUCAUUUUCAAAUGUAACAAUUGAACGCAUUUACGUUACAGGUACAACUGGAAUUUUUUAUUCUGCUUUAAAUUCAAUAUCGAUUUUAGUUGAUGGUUUAGAUUUUAAAGAUAAUUAUGUCACCUCUGUAUUUACUAUUAAUCAAGCUAAUAAAAUUGAAUUUUCAAAUAUAGCAAUUUAUAAAAACUAUUUCAUAGAUGGUGUAAAUGUUAUGAUGAUUAGUCUUUGUACAUUGGAAAUCAAUAAUUUUAAUUUUAUGGAAAAUGUUUUAAUUGCACCACCUAAAUCAGAACAAACUAGUGGUGGCGGUAGUGGUGGUAGUGGUAGUGUUGGUGGAGGAUUAAUUUUUCAAAAUUCUAAUGUCAUUUUCAAUGAUUUACAAAUUUUAAAAAAUGAAAUUUCAGUUAAUUUAUUUAAUUGUAUUAACAAUACAUUAUUAUCAAUUACAGGUGGUUUAUUUCAAAAUAAUAAAGUUUCAUCAAGUUUUAUUUUUUCUGAAAUUUCAGUAAUCAAUUUAAUUAGAACACAUCUAUUGCAUAAUCAAGGUGAUAGUUCAACUUUAUUAAUGUUGUAUGCUUCAAACAUCAAUGUGAAUUAUUGUGAAUUCUCUUUUAAUAAUAUUUAUCAAAAUGGUAGUGGCUCAAUAUUAAAUUUUAAAAGAAACUUGGAAACACACGAGUAUUUAGGAAACUUUCAAAUUGAAAAUACUUUAUUCUCUUUAAAUAUUGCUAAAUUUGGUCAAUUAUACUUUUCAGGUUAUCCAAAUGAUCAAGAUGCAUUUACAAAUAGCAAAAAUACAUUUUCAAAUAAUACACUAAUUUCAAAUCAUGCAUCUUCACAAGGUGGUGCUAUCUUUACAGAAAAUUUCAUUUUCUCUUUAAAUAUUUCAAAUAUUUUAAAUUCAAAUCAUUUCGAUAAUAAUACUUCAUUAUGUGGUGAUAAUUUCUCUUCAAGUUUAAAAGAAAUUAUUUUCAUAGAAACUAAUGAUACAUUUUUAGUAAAUGGAGUUGGAACUAUUAUCAAUUAUAACGCAGUGGAUUUUUAUAAUAAUACAUUAACAACAUUAUCUUCACCAAUUCAAAUUAGUAUUACACGUUUAUCAAAUAAUGAAAUUCAAACUUAUUCAGAAGCAAUUUUAAGUGGUAAAGGAAGUUUUUUACAUACUUUUAUAGGACCACUUUAUGAAAGAUUUAAAAUUGAAUUGUAUCUCAAACCAUAUUAUUCAAAUGUUUAUUUAACACUUGGUAAAUGUUUACCAUUUCAAUAUAUGAAUAAUUUAACAUGUGAAUAUUGUCCAAUAGGUUCAUCAUAUAGUAAUUCAAUAGGUCAAUGUUUAAAAUGUAAUCCUAAUGCAGUGACAUGUGUUGGUUCAUUUGUAAAUGUAAAUACUGGAUAUUAUAUGAUCGAUAAUGAAAUUUCAAUGGUUGAACGAUGUGCAAACGAUAUGUGUCUUUCAAAUAAUCAAUGUCAAUUUAAAUAUAGUUCAGGAGAUUUAUGUUUCAGUUGUUUAGAUCCAGACUCAUCAACACCAACAUUCAUAGCAGCUAAACAUGGAAUUAAUUGCUGUUCCCAAUUUAAAGAAUGGUUAAUUGUACCAUUAUUAUUAUUAUAUUUAGUUUCAGCAUUAGUUCUCUCAAUAAUUAAAUUAAAUUUAUUCACAGAAACAACAAUAAUUGGACCAAUAAUAGUAUUCCUUCAAAUUAAUUCAGUAGUUUUCUUUUCUUAUAAUGGUAUUUACAUUUUAUCAUUCUUUAGAGUAUCAUUAGAUAUUUUAGAUGGAAUUUGUAUUUUCAAAGGAUUAAAUCAUGGAAAUAAAACAUUAAUUACACUAUCAAUAAUAAUAAUAAUGUUUUUAAUUUCUUCAAGUGAUUGGCUCCCUUUAUGGUUAUUUAGAAAAUUAAAUUCAAAUUUUAAGUUAUACAAUUAUUUAAAAAGAAAUUUAAAAAAGUAUAGAAAUUUAAAGAAAUCAUCAACAACUCAGUUUAAUUACUUUAUUAGAUCAAGAUGGCAAUUAUUUCAAAUCUUUAUUAUACCAUUAAUAUUCAAUUCAUUUACAUUGAUAAUACCAAAGAAAAUUAAAGAUCAAACAUUAUUAUUAGUAGAUUUUUCAAUUUUAUUUGGAUCAUGGCAGAGUAUAAUUCAAAUUUUCAUUUCAGUUUUAAUAUUAUCAUUGGUAGUUUUAGUUAUAAUAAUAAAACAUUUCUAUUACAGCAACAAAAAAAAUCAAUGGAAUAUUAAUCUUAAGCAAAAUGGAAAGACAUUAUCUUUUAAAAGAAUUUUAUUAGUAGUUAAAACAAUUUGUUUCAUCUUUCUUUUAGGUUCAUGGGAUUUUAUUAUUAUAAGAUCAUUUUUAUUUUCAAUUUUAUCAAUAGCUUUGAUAUUUAGCGAUGUUUCUUAA
This is a messenger RNA of Dictyostelium discoideum AX4, 8544 nucleotides long. RefSeq lists its product as hypothetical. Lineage: Eukaryota; Evosea; Eumycetozoa; Dictyosteliales; Dictyosteliaceae. Bases 1 to 8544 code for a protein of 2847 amino acids. The record is from RefSeq and is a predicted model, not a curated record. The transcript is spliced from 6 exons.